Rhinocladiella mackenziei CBS 650.93 is the source of this 438-nucleotide messenger RNA. RefSeq lists its product as uncharacterized. Lineage: Eukaryota; Fungi; Ascomycota; Eurotiomycetes; Chaetothyriales; Herpotrichiellaceae. The record is from RefSeq and is a predicted model, not a curated record. Bases 1 to 438 code for a protein of 145 amino acids. The transcript has 2 exons.
AUGUCGGUCACCAUCUAUAUCAUCUAUAACAAUAGCGCCUCUUUUCUUGGAAGAAUCGGCUACGGAAUUCGCCGAUUGAGUACGACCCCGGAAACUCCUUCAGCAUGUGCUGCUACGGACCUCACUCACGGCGGUGCUCACCCUCACGAAAAACCCGAAUGGAUAGCCACUAAGAAAAAGAUUCCGGCCGACAUCAAGCAAGUUCAUUAUGAUGAGCUCCCACCCGACGUAAAGAAAUACGUGGAGUCUAACCGCUACAAAUAUCCAUGCAUUGUUGGCAAGGGUCCAGAUGGCCGCUUCAGGAUGCUUCUAAUCGACUACGAGAUCGAAGAGGUUUCAGACAACUGCAACAAAUUCCUUCAGGUGCUGAAGACGAAAUUUCAACAGUCUGGCCUUCCGUGGGAUUACUCGUCAAUUCAGCCUACCAGUGCUGCAUGA